This is a messenger RNA of Rhipicephalus sanguineus (brown dog tick), 961 nucleotides long. RefSeq names its product ubiquinol-cytochrome-c reductase complex assembly factor 1 (gene Uqcc1). The transcript is spliced from 8 exons. Gene Ontology annotation, biological process: mitochondrial respiratory chain complex III assembly. Gene Ontology annotation, cellular component: mitochondrion. Lineage: Eukaryota; Metazoa; Arthropoda; Arachnida; Ixodida; Ixodidae. The coding region runs from base 117 to 860 and encodes 247 amino acids. The record is from RefSeq and is a predicted model, not a curated record.
UGUUUCAUCUGUGUUCGUCUGCAUGUCCGAACACGUGAAAGUAGGAAAGCAACGGUGGUAGAAAAGUACAUUAGCUUUGCGUUAUCCACGAAAAUUAUCUGUGUGUGAACAGAGCGAUGUCGUUACGUGCUUUUCCUUCGUUAUUCAAUCGUGCACUGCGCUAUACAGGCUGUCGCCCUGCGUUGCUGGGGCCUGCUUCCAAAAGUAUGCACGUCCACGCAGCUUAUGAGAGUCCUAUACGACCGGCCGCUUCUGUGGCGGUAGGAUCGAGGUGGGAGAGAUUGAAGGAGAGCGUGAAGUGGCAGUUUGUUACCCAAGAUAAAGUCAGAAUAGGAUGUGUUUACGUCUACGAAAGCUGUGUUGACAAAGUGGAUUACAGGACAUUCUUUUCUUAUUUAAAACUUGAGGACACCUUUUUAUCGUGGUUUCUCGUCACUGAGCUCCACGUAUGGAUGUGCAUGACGCGCGGUAUGGCCGAACUAGACGAUCGCCGAGCACUUUGCAUUCAGCACGAGAUUGCUCGAAACAUGUGGACUGAUGCGGAGAAACGUAUAGGAAAAGUUGGGUAUGUGCGAAACAAAGUAAAGAGAGAAUGCUUGGCGGACCUCAGCGACCACUUCAAUGCAAUGCUGAUGCUGUAUGAUGAGGGUCUCCAGGGAGAUGACAAGGCACUUGCCAAUGCCCUUUGGCGUGUUCUUCUCAUGUGUGAAGGCAGAGAUCCCGUGGCACUAGAGACACUUGUGCACUACGUGCGAAAACAGGUUCAUAGGCUCGACAAGAUGACACUGGAUCAGUUUUUAGCAGAAUACAGCAUAAGCUGGACACCUUUGUUGGAGUGUCAGAGCAAAAAGACUUACUAGUGCUGGAGCCUCUACAGUUCAUUAGGAAUAUAUAUGCCAGCGUGUGUGUGAUAGUGUAUAUAAUAAAAUAUUGUUUGCUCAAAUUCUUGCAAUUGCUGCUG